GCUGGGCUAUGGGCUCCCGGCCGAAAUGAGUCUCUCAUUCCCUCUGCCGAAGCGCUAAGAACCGGAGGGUUGGACGCGCGCGCUCGGCUCCUCCCUUCGCCACUCGCCGAUCGGCAAAGUAACUCUCGUGGACUAAGUGCAGCCGCCGACGCCAAGUGCAGGCGCGCCUGGCUGGGGAUUGCCACUGGAAGGCGGGGAGGGAGCACUCCGGCGCAGACGCCGCCGAGAAGAAAGGCGACCCUGUUGCUGUUCCGGGCUCUCCGUCACCCCCCUCGCCCCCGCCCCCGUUUCAUCCAGGCAACAGGAGGAUCCGGACUGGCCAGGAAGACGAGCUUUCCUCGCGGCUUCGGGAGAGAGCGCCCGAGUUGAGUGCGAGACUCCUCGCAAAAGUUCUCCAAAGUCAGCAUGGCCCCGGCGGUUGGAGCCGUUGGCUUGCUGGCGGCGCUCGCCUCCCUCGUCGCCCCCUCGGCUGCCCUGCUUGGAGUGGCCCGUGGACAGUUCUCGGCAGGGGGUUGCACCUUUAAUGAUGGUCCAGGGCCCUGCGAUUACCAUCAAGACCCAUAUGACGACUUUGACUGGGUUCAUGUUAGUGCUCAAGAGCCUCACUACUUGCCACCUGAGAUGCCUCCAGGGUCGUACAUGAUAGUGGAUUCUUCACACCACAGCCACGGAGAGAAGGCUCGACUUCAACUUCCUACUAUGAAAGAGAAUGACACACACUGUGUUGAUUUCAGCUACCUUUUGUACAGCAAGAAAGGGGUGAGCCCUGGAACUCUGAACAUAUUGGUUAGGGUAAACAAGGGCCCCCUGGCAAAUCCCAUUUGGAAUGUGACCGGCUCCACAGGCAAAGACUGGCUACGGGCAGAACUGGCCGUCAGCACCUUUUGGCCCAAUGAAUACCAGGUAAUAUUUGAGGCCGAAGUCUCAGAUGGAAGAAAUGGCUACAUUGCCAUUGAUGACAUCCAGGUUCUGAGUUACCCUUGUGAUAAAUCUCCUCACUUCUUGAGGCUUGGGGAUGUGGAGGUCAAUGCAGGCCAGAAUGCUACAUUUCAGUGCAUUGCUACAGGGAGGGAUGCAGUGAAUAACAAGUUAUGGCUCCAGAGACGAAAUGGAGAAGACAUUCCUGUGGCCCUAACUAAAAACAUAAAUCACAGACGAUUUGCUGCUACCUUUAAACUUCAGGAAGUGACAAAAACAGAUCAGGAUUUAUAUCGCUGUGUUACUCAGUCUGAGAGGGGAUCUGGAGUCUCCAAUUUUGCUCAGCUUAUUGUUCGAGAACCACCUCGACCAAUAGCACCCCCACAACUUCUUGGAGUUGGACCAACUUACUUGCUGAUUCAGUUGAAUGCGAAUUCCAUUAUUGGAGAUGGGCCGAUUAUCCUAAAAGAAGUGGAAUACCAUAUGACAACUGGGACCUGGACAGAAACCCAUGCUGUAAAUGCACCAACUUACAAGCUGUGGCAUUUGGACCCAGACACAGAGUAUGAAAUCCGUGUUCUUCUAACCAGACCUGGAGAAGGUGGCACUGGUCAACCAGGUCCACCGCUUAUUACCCGGACCAAGUGUGCAGAGCCUAUGAGAACACCAAAAACAUUGAAGAUCGCUGAGAUCCAGGCCCGACGCAUUGCUGUGGAUUGGGAAUCUCUAGGUUACAACAUUACUCGCUGCCACACUUUCAACGUCACAAUCUGCUACCAUUACUUCCGUGGCCAUAAUGAAAGCAAGGCAGACUGCUUGGAUAUGGACCCCAAAGCACCUCAGCAUGUUGUGAACCACCUGCCUCCUUACACUAAUGUCAGCCUCAAAAUGAUCCUGACUAAUCCUGAGGGGAGAAAGGAAAGUGAAGAGACAAUAAUCCAAACGGAUGAAGAUGUGCCUGGUCCUGUACCAGCAAAAUCACUAAAAGGAACUCCCUUUGAAGACAAGAUCUUCCUAAACUGGAAAGAACCUAUGGAUUCAAAUGGGAUCAUCACACAGUAUGAGGUCAGUUACAGCAGCAUAAGAUCAUUUGAUCCCGCAGUUCCAGUGGCUGGGCCAGCUCAAACUGUGUCAAAGCUAUGGAACAGUACACAUCAUGUCUUUUCCCAUCUACAUCCCGGGACUACCUACCAGUUUUAUAUAAGGGCCAGCACAGUGAAAGGAUUUGGGCCAGCUGCGGCAAUCAAUGUAACCACCAAUAUUUCAGCUCCCACAUUACCAGACUAUGAAGGUAUUGAUGCAUCUUUCAAUGAAACAGCUAUCACUGUGCUCCUGAGACCAGCACAAGCCAAAGGAGCUCCUAUCAGCGCCUAUCAGAUUGUUGUUGAAGAGCUGCAUCCUCAUCGGACAAAACGAGAAACAGGUGCAAUGGACUGCUACCAGAUUCCUGUCACAUAUCAAAAUGCUCUGAGCAGUGGCUCGCCAUAUUAUUUUGCUGCAGAAUUGCCACCUGGUAACCUUCCUGAACCAGCUCCUUUCACGGUUGGUGAUAACAGAACUUACCAAGGCUUCUGGAACCCACCAUUGGCUCCCCGUAAAGGAUAUAAUAUCUACUUCCAAGCUAUGAGCAGUGUCGAGAAGGAGACCAAAACUCAGUGUGUUCGAAUUGCUACCAAAGCAGCAGCAACAGAAGAACCAGAGGUAAUUCCUGACCCAGCUAAGCAGACGGAUCGUGUUGUGAAAAUAGCAGGGAUAAGUGCAGGAAUUCUGGUCUUCAUUCUCCUCCUCCUCCUGGUCAUAUUAAUUGUCAAAAAAAGCAAACUUGCUAAGAAACGCAAAGAUGCAAUGGGAAACGCCAGGCAAGAAAUGACCCAUAUGGUGAACGCAAUGGAUAGGAGUUACGCUGAUCAAAGCACGCUUCAUGCAGAGGACCCUCUCUCGGUCACCUUUAUGGAUUCCCAUAACUUCAGUCCCAGAUUGCCCAAUGAUCCACUUGUGCCGACUGCUGUGUUAGAUGAAAACCACAGUGCAACAGCAGAGUCAAGUCGUCUGCUCGAUGUGCCUCGCUACCUCUGCGAAGGAACAGAGUCGCCAUACCAAACAGGCCAACUACAUCCUGCUAUAAGAGUAGCUGAUUUGCUGCAGCAUAUUAACCUCAUGAAAACAUCUGACAGCUACGGUUUUAAAGAAGAAUAUGAGAGCUUCUUUGAAGGGCAGUCAGCUUCUUGGGAUGUGGCAAAAAAGGAUCAAAACAGAACAAAGAAUAGAUAUGGAAACAUUAUCGCAUAUGACCACUCCAGAGUGAUAUUACAACCUGUGGAAGAUGAUCCUUCUUCGGACUACAUUAAUGCUAAUUACAUUGAUAUUUGGCUGUACAGGGAUGGAUACCAAAGGCCAAGUCACUACAUCGCAACCCAAGGUCCAGUCCAUGAAACGGUGUACGAUUUCUGGAGAAUGAUAUGGCAGGAACAAUCUGCGUGUAUUGUUAUGGUUACAAAUUUAGUUGAGGUUGGACGGGUUAAAUGCUACAAGUAUUGGCCUGAUGACACUGAAGUGUAUGGGGACUUCAAAGUUACUUGUGUGGAAGUAGAACCGCUGGCUGAAUAUGUGGUCAGGACAUUUACCCUUGAAAGGAGAGGUUACAAUGAAAUCCGUGAAGUUAAACAGUUCCACUUUACUGGCUGGCCAGAUCACGGUGUCCCUUACAAUGCAACAGGCCUUCUUUCAUUCAUACGCCGUGUUAAACUCUCCAAUCCUCCUAGUGCCGGGCCUAUUGUUGUGCAUUGCAGGUGUGUAGAGAAGAGUGCUGGAGCUGGAAGAACCGGCUGUUACAUUGUAAUUGACAUAAUGCUAGACAUGGCAGAAAGAGAAGGUGUUGUGGACAUCUACAAUUGUGUCAAAGCAUUACGCUCACGCCGCAUCAAUAUGGUACAGACUGAGGAGCAGUAUAUCUUUAUUCAUGAUGCAAUUUUGGAAGCCUGCUUAUGUGGUGAAACUGCCAUCCCUGUCUGUGAAUUCAAAGCUGCAUAUUUUGAUAUGAUUAGAAUAGACUCUCAGACAAACUCUUCACAUCUCAAAGAUGAAUUUCAGACCCUGAAUUCAGUGACUCCUCGGCUGCAAGCUGAAGACUGCAGCAUAGCAUGCCUGCCAAGGAAUCAUGACAAGAACCGCUUUAUGGAUAUGCUGCCACCUGACAGAUGUCUGCCUUUCUUAAUUACUAUUGAUGGAGAAAGCAGCAACUAUAUCAAUGCUGCCCUUAUGGACAGCUAUAGACAACCUGCUGCUUUCAUUGUCACACAGCACCCUCUACCAAACACUGUGAAAGAUUUCUGGCGAUUAGUAUACGACUAUGGCUGUACCUCUCUUGUGAUGUUAAAUGAAGUUGAUUUAUCACAGGGCUGUCCACAGUAUUGGCCAGAGGAAGGAUUGCUGAGAUAUGGCCCCAUCCAGGUGGAAUGCAUGUCUUGCUCAAUGGAUUGUGAUGUAAUAAACAGAAUUUUCAGGAUAUGCAAUUUAACAAGGCCACAGGAAGGCUAUCUGAUGGUACAGCAGUUCCAGUAUUUGGGAUGGGCAUCUCACAGGGAUGUGCCAGGCUCCAAACGGUCGUUCCUGAAGUUAAUUCUUCAGGUUGAAAAGUGGCAAGAAGAAUGUGAAGAAGGAGAAGGCAGAACUAUAAUUCAUUGUCUGAAUGGUGGUGGACGAAGUGGAAUGUUCUGUGCCAUAGGCAUAGUAGUGGAAAUGGUUAAAAGGCAAAAUGUCAUCGAUGUUUUCCAUGCGGUAAAAACUUUGCGGAACAGUAAGCCAAACAUGGUAGAAACACCGGAGCAAUAUCGUUUCUGCUACGACGUUGCACUUGAGUACCUCGAAUCAUCUUAGUCAGAAAAGGGUGGAUGCAAUCAAGUGAACCAAAUAAUAAGAAAUUUAAUAAACUGUUUUGGCACCAGCUGUUGAACCUGUGAAGAAAGAUUUUAGUGAAGAGGGAGACUUAAUUUUUAAAUGCAAAAGUAUUUUUCUUAAUAAAUGGUGUAUCUUAAUUAUAUAUAAAUAUAUAUAUAAAGAACUGUUUCUAUGCCUGUACACAGUAUGAACAUAUAGUGCCACAAAAAUAAAGAAGAGCAGAGGCAGAGCACGUCUGCUGUUCGAGGUAGGAUUUUUCCAGUGUUUGUAUAUUCAGUUGUUUCUCGGUUACACUAGAACCACCAUCUGUUGCAUGUAUCUAUUCUAGUCAACAUUUUAUUUUCCUUUCGUUCUUAAUUUGAUAAACUGUUAAAAAGUAAAACAAAACUGUGCAGAUUGAUAGUCUCUAUAGGUUUCAUGUGUUGCAAGAAAAUAUAUAUAUAUAGAUAUAUAUGUAUGAUAACUGGCUUAUUUUGUUUUAAUGUGCAAUGACAGCCUGAUCAAAGUUCUUUAUAAAGAAAUCUAAACAUAA
This is a messenger RNA of Podarcis raffonei (Aeolian wall lizard), 5347 nucleotides long. RefSeq names its product protein tyrosine phosphatase receptor type K (gene PTPRK). NCBI's taxonomy places the organism in Eukaryota, Metazoa, Chordata, Lepidosauria, Squamata, Lacertidae. Gene Ontology annotation, molecular function: protein binding; protein tyrosine phosphatase activity. Gene Ontology annotation, biological process: protein dephosphorylation. The record is from RefSeq and is a predicted model, not a curated record. Bases 406 to 4794 code for a protein of 1462 amino acids. The transcript has 32 exons. Gene Ontology annotation, cellular component: membrane.